Seriola dumerili (greater amberjack) is the source of this 834-nucleotide messenger RNA. Its product is annotated as C-type lectin domain family 4 member D-like. Lineage: Eukaryota; Metazoa; Chordata; Actinopteri; Carangiformes; Carangidae. The coding region runs from base 89 to 742 and encodes 217 amino acids. The transcript is spliced from 5 exons. The record is from RefSeq and is a predicted model, not a curated record.
CCUCUUGGUACACAAACUGCUCUAUAAAACACCCAGAGGGCAAAGAGAGAAGUCAAAGUUUGUGAUAUUCUUCAGCCUGACAGCCACUAUGAACCUCAUCAAAACCAAAGGUGCCCUGGGGAUCAGAGGCCACAUCAUGCGCUAUGUUCUCAUUGGCCUGUUGGUGUCUGAAGCCAUCUCUCAGGCUGCAAGCAGUCCAGAGGAAGAAGUAGCCUUACUAAAGCUGAGACUAAACUCUUUGAAGACUCGCUACAAGGACCUGUGUAACCAGUACUCCGACCUGGCAGCCAACUGCUCAGCUCCAGGGCUCACUUGCUCCGAGUGUCCUCCCCAGUGGUUUCAGGUUGGGGAUCAGUGCUUCCACAUCAGAACUGACAAGAAGGACUGGAUUGACAGUGAAAAUAACUGUACAGCAUCAGGCGGACAUCUUGCCAUCUUAACCACUAGAGAAGAACAUGAAGCCGUGGAAAAAGAAAGCAGAAGGAUUGGAGGGUUUUACAAAGACUACUGGAUUGGACUGACUGACGUUGAGACUGAAGGAGAAUGGAAAUGGGUGGACAAGUCAAACCUUACAAACCCAUUUUGGGACAGCCUGAAAUCGGAGCCAGACAACAACCAGUCCGGUGGACCGGAGGGAGAGGACUGCGUGGUGGUGGACGGCCACUCUCAGACCUGGUUCGAUGUGCCCUGUACCUUCCUGUAUCCCCGAAUCUGUCAGAUGGACGCCAUCCCGCUCAAGUGACCUCCCUCCGCCCUCCCUCACCAUCGGACCACUACACAUAUAUGAAAGAUUAUGAUGCUUUAUUGAAAAUAUUCAUCAUUUACUUCUUUAUG